GACAGAAUUUCCACAGCCACAUUCAGUUAAAUGGCCCAACUUUCCUCUCUCUCCUUCAUCCUCUUCCUCUCCGCCGUCCUCAGCCUCACCUCCUCCGCCGCCGCCGCCGCCGCGCAGCAGCAGUUCCUAGCGCGGCAGAACGCCGCCCGGUCGGUCCUGAAUCUCCCGCCGCUGGUGUGGGACCAAACAGUCGCCGGCUACGCCCGUCGGUACGCCGGCCGGCGCCGGCGUGACUGCGCCCUGCGGCACUCCGACGGUCCGUACGGGGAGAACAUAUUCUGGGGCAGCGGCGACCGGUGGACGGCGGGGCAGGCGACGGCGGCGUGGGUGGCGGAGCGGCGGGGUUACGACCACCGGACGAACAGGUGCGCGGCGGGGCGGCAGUGCGGUCACUACACGCAGAUCGUGUGGAAGGAGAGCCGCCGUGUGGGCUGCGCCAGGGUGGUCUGCGGCGGCGGAAAGGGGGUUUUCAUCACCUGCAAUUAUGAUCCACCUGGGAAUUAUGUUGGGGAGAGGCCCUAUUGAUUAAUUAAUUAAUUAAGAAUUUUUAUUUUAUCAAUUCAAUUUUGACAUUUUUGUAGCGUAAUAUAGUAAAUUUUGUGAAUUUUUUUAUUGGAUAAUGUUAAAGCAAAUUGGUGGCAAUAUUUUGAAACUCAGCGUAAAUUUUAUUUUACUUUAA
Messenger RNA from Andrographis paniculata, 679 nucleotides. RefSeq names its product pathogenesis-related protein PR-1-like. Bases 31 to 525 code for a protein of 164 amino acids. Gene Ontology annotation, cellular component: extracellular region. The record is from RefSeq and is a predicted model, not a curated record. The transcript has a single exon. NCBI's taxonomy places the organism in Eukaryota, Viridiplantae, Streptophyta, Magnoliopsida, Lamiales, Acanthaceae.